AUGGCGGCGGAGGCGCAGCCCCAAAUCGUGGUCGAGGUGGCCGACCAACCCACCUUCGCCGAGACGACCGAGCCGCGCAUGCUCCUGGAGGCGAUCAACGAACAACGAGACGAAAUGUACCGAAUGAUUACCGAGCAGCGAAACACGAUUGGCGAACUACGCGAGGUGAUUUGCAAGCAGCACGACGCGAUUCAAGAACUACAUCGCCAACUUGCAGACACCAGGACCCAGCUUUCUGAAGAACUGAGACAAGCGCGGGAUCAGAUUGAUACCCUUCAACGCCACCCGGUAGCCAUGGCUUCGUCCCAACCAAGCGCAAGAGGGUCAUACGCCGAAGUCGCUCGCACCCCACCAUCAAGCCAGCCAAGCGGUGUGCGCACCCUCUCCUCGCGAAACACGACGCCUUCAUCCUUUACCGACACGUUGUUCUGUACGAUCGAUACAUCUAGGGUGGAGGAGAAAGAGAAGGGAAACGUCCAGGUGGCGGACAUUAGAAAGGCAAUCGAGACAGAGGCCAGGGCACAGGAAAGCAUGGGAGACUGGCGUUGCGCUGCGGUUGUGAAGGAGGCCCGAAACCCGGACCGAGUCAGAGUAAUCUGCAGGGACGAAGGCGAGGUCCAGCUCGUCAAGGAAGCGGCAGUGAAGAUCAGUGUUCCUGGAGUGCGGGUAUUGAGAGACCAGUUGUACCCGGUGAGGGUAGACAAUGCCAACCGAACAGCGGUCCUCGAUGCGGACGGAAACAUCCUGCCGGGAGCCGCAGAGGCGCUAGGGACAGAGAACGACGUCAACAUUGCGAAGAUUGCCUGGCUCAGCAGGAAGGAUACAAGCAAGGCCUACGGCUCGAUGGUUGUCUACGUGACGAAGGGCAGCGAAGCAAGGCGACUUCUAGACGGGCGUUACUUCCAUCUCGCCGGAGAAUCCGCUUACACGACCGUUUUCGCGCCCCGGGAAGGCCCAAUCCAGUGCUACAGAUGCCAGGAGAUCGGCCAUAAGGCCUUCGCCUGCAAAAAGCCGCAAAGAUGCGGAAGGUGUGCGGAACAGGGUCACCACCACAAGACGUGUCAGUCCGUGGUCCUGAACGAUAUGGAGGUCGAGCAGAUUCCAGUGCCGUCGGCAGACCUCACCGCAGCACGCAUUCGGCUCCCAGAUCGGGCAGUGCUGAUGGUGUCAGUGUAUGUGGAGGGUGGUAGUGACGAAGCACUGGAAGAUGCAAUGAGGGAAAUUGACCGACUGAUUAGGAGGUUUCGAAACGGAACAGGGACGAGAACGGAUAUCAUCCUGGCGGGCGAUUUCAACCGCCACGACCAGCUUUGGGGAGGGGACGAUGUCUCACCACGGAGACAAGGCGAGGGAGACCGCAUCAUCAACCUCAUGGACGAACACUCCCUCUGCAGCCUCCUCCCAAGAGGCACGAAGACGUGGCAGUCAGGCGACAUUGAGAGCACAAUCGACCUGAAACGCGGCCCUGGGCGGAAAUUAGGACUAGGGUGGCAGCAAACCUCGAAACGCAUCCCCUGGGACGGCAAUGUCCAGCAGCAGAACGGACAAGGCUCAUGGCAGCGACAUACACGUUUUGGAGGAACCAGGCGAGAUCUCGACGUAGGAUUGGGCAAACAGCACCAGAGCUCGAACAACGAGCCAGGAUGGCAGCCAAAGAGUACCACGACGCCAUCCGCAGACAGAAGAGUUCGCAUUGGAACGACUUCCUGGCCCGAUGACGCUAACAUCUGGCAAGCAACGAAGUAUCUGCAAACCGGCAGCGGCACGAUGGGCGAUAAGAUACCCCCGCUCGUCCGACCCGAUGGCUCCAUCACGGAGGGUAAAGCAGAACAAGCGCAGGAGUUACUCACCGCCUUCUUCCCACCUUUGCCAGCGAGAAUCGAAGACGAGGGCCAACGACCUCAACGGGCGCCGGUACACAUGCCAGACCUAACAAUGGAGGAGAUAGAACAAAAGGUCCUGUCCGCUAAGCCAUGGAAGGCGCCCGGGGAAGACGGUCUACCGGCAAUGGUAUGGAGACAGCUCUGGCCAGUGGUCAAAGACAGGGUGCUCCAUUUAUUCCGGACGUCGCUUCGAGACGGCGACAUCCCCAGCCAGUGGAGGAAUGCCAAGAUCAUCCCAUUGAAGAAGCCAGGGAAGAGCGAAUACACUCUAGCCAAGUCCUGGAGACCCAUCUCGCUGCUCUCCACGCUGGGAAGAGACGCUCGACCGAAACAGGCUCUCCUUCUGCUUCAGGAACACAUCUACAAAGCAUGGAGAGCUAAGGAAGGUGCUCAGUUUGAUCAGCUUCGAUGUCAAGGGCGCCAUACAAUGGGGUCCUUCAAAAAGACAGGCUUCUCCAGAGGCUCAAGGCAAGAGGGAAACCUGAACCCCUGGGUCAAGUGGAUCGACGCCUUCUGCUCCAAGCGCACAGCGACCAUUGGCCUGCAGCACAAGAUCGACGCGAACGGAGGCGCAAUUGCCUUCGUGGACGACUACACUGCCUGGGUAACGGGCCCGUCAGCGGAGUCGAACCGCACUGGAAUCCAAGCUAUCAUCGACAAAGCCCUUGACUGGGAGAAACGGAGCGGUGCGCAGUUUGAAGGCGAAAAGACAGCCAUCAUACACUUCACGAGGAACAUGGAGCGAUUUUCAGAACAACCGUUCUCGGUCAAAGGCGAAGUGGUCAAACCGAAGGAAAGUGCGAAAAUCCUAGGUGUCGUGAUGGAUCGCGAACUCCGCUACAAGCAGCACAUUGCUAGGACGGCAGCUAAGGGCCUCGCAGCCGCUCUGGCCCUGAAGAGGCUGAAGAUGCUUUCCCCGCGGACAGCGAGACAGCUAUUUGUUGCGACAGUAGCCCCGGUCAUGGACUACGCUGCCAAUGUCUGGAUGCAUGCGUGCGGGGAAAAGGCACUGAGCUGGCUGAACAGGGCGCAGAAAAUCGGGGCUCUGGUCAUCACGGGAGCCUUUCGAACCGCGGCAACAGCCGUGGUGGAAGCUGAAGCGAGCAUCUACCCCGUACGAGAACGACACGCCCAGGCGGCAGCCAGUCUGUGGAUCAACAUCCACACGCUGCCCGGAACGCAUCCCCUUGCCAUGAAGAAAGUCCGGAACACCGUACGAUUCGUAUCUCCGCUGCAGAAAAUUGCCCGUGUGGCCGAAGGAGUACGAGUUGACCGGAUGGAGACAAUCCAGGAAUACGCCGUCCCGCCCUGGGUACCUCGCCUACGACCGACGCUCGAAGCCGAUCGAGGGAAGGCGGCCGAGAUGGUCAACAAAAUUUCGGGAAUCGUGAUCGCAACCAGCUCAUCCGUAAAGAAGGGCAUUGUUGGCAUGGGCGGCCUUGCACGGGAUACUCUCUUCAACAGAACUAGCGAGACUGUGACAAACUAUGCUGUUGUUCUUGGGACAAGGGAAGAGCAGAACCCAUAUACAGCAGAGCUAGCAGCCAUCGCAAUGGCCCUGGAGAAGUUACCGGCUAGCAUCUGCCACAGGCACAUCACCGUGAUCACUAGGAACCAGUCAGCGCUGGCAGCAGUUGGACAGCCGCGGCAGCAAUCCGGCCAAAGCAUCAUACGGCAAAUCUACGACUUGGCCAGGCUGCACCGACAAAGAGGGAACUCGGUCAACUUUCUGUGGAUACCAGCGGAGAUUGACUUCGCGCUGGGGUCAGAUGCCAAGGCAGCAGCCCAGAGAGCGUCGAAGCAAGGACGCACACCCGACUCCCAAAUACCCCAGGCCAAGUCUACCGCGAUGAGGCUGGCAAUGGAAAGACAACGGGCGACAAGAGUUCUACCUGUAAGCGUGGGCAAGUUCUCAAAGGCCAUGGACGCAGCACUACCAGGCAAGCACACGCGCCAUCUCUAUGACAAGCUGAAGCGAAAGGAGGCCUGCGUAUUGGCGCAGCUCCGAACCGGAAUGGCGAGACUGAACGGUUUUUUGAGCAGGAUUGGGGCGGUCGAGUCAGACCUUUGUGCCUGUGGACAAGCGAGGGAAUCAGUGGAACACUUUCUUUUCCGAUGCGUGAGAUGGACAGCUCUGAGGGAAGACAUGCUGCAAUGCACAGUGGCAAGACGAGGAAAGCCUCUCGUUCUAUCUGGGAGGGAAAGCGCCAUCAGAUACAAGGCAUUGGUCACCAGAUAUGAAGGCAGUCAGGGCGACGAUCAAAUACGCAAUGGCAACAGGAAGGCUGGAGCUGAAUGA
Messenger RNA from Chaetomium globosum CBS 148.51, 4182 nucleotides. RefSeq lists its product as uncharacterized. Bases 1 to 4182 code for a protein of 1393 amino acids. The record is from RefSeq and is a predicted model, not a curated record. Gene Ontology annotation, molecular function: zinc ion binding; nucleic acid binding; catalytic activity. NCBI's taxonomy places the organism in Eukaryota, Fungi, Ascomycota, Sordariomycetes, Sordariales, Chaetomiaceae. The transcript has 7 exons.